Homarus americanus (American lobster) is the source of this 3658-nucleotide messenger RNA. RefSeq lists its product as uncharacterized. The transcript is spliced from 3 exons. The record is from RefSeq and is a predicted model, not a curated record. Gene Ontology annotation, molecular function: G protein-coupled receptor activity. The coding region runs from base 497 to 2350 and encodes 617 amino acids. NCBI's taxonomy places the organism in Eukaryota, Metazoa, Arthropoda, Malacostraca, Decapoda, Nephropidae. Gene Ontology annotation, cellular component: membrane. Gene Ontology annotation, biological process: G protein-coupled receptor signaling pathway.
CCAUAAUAAUCACUUCCCCUCUAGAUACACCAGCCAGACAUUUCCGAGCCGUGUGUGUGUGUGACGAACGUGCAGCCAACAUCGUAACGCAACAUCCACUACAAGUACAACAGCCACGACUAGCAUUACGAGUUACCCACACACUGGCCAGACAGUUCCGAGCCCUGUGUGUGUAUAACAAACGCCAGUGUAAACAGAAAAUACCACAAUCAAAGUAUUUAUCACACAACCCCAGAUAAGAGUUCGUCUCUGUGCUGAACCGACAUAAGUAACACGCAGAUACAGUUUUCAUGUAACGAAAUUAAACAUUACAUGAUGUGAUUGAAAUACAGGAUAAUACAGUAACCUAAUGAUUGAAAUAUAGUAUGGUAACCAGUGAUUGAAAUACAGUAUAAUACAGUAACCUAACAAUUGAAAUACAGCAAAAAAUUAGAAAUUGGGAUGCAGAUACAGUGACUGUUUGAACCCACGGAAACUGAACCUCAAAGCCUCGAAAAUGACCAAUUCAUCGGGGAAUAUCAGUACCGAGGCUAAUAUCGCCAGUAUAGGGUAUGAGGGUACUACCAGCGACAGCAGUAGCUUGGUGGAUUUACUAGACUACACAGGAAGUACGAUCAUGUCUACUACUACGACUACUACUACAGACUACGAAGAUGCUACCAGUGAAACCAGUAGCCUGAAAGACCUCCUGGCUAAUACCAGCACUACAGACUAUGAAGAUAGCACCAUUGAAGCCAGUAGCCUAACAGGCCUCCUGACCAACACAAGUAGGGCCCAGGACUACACGACAGACACCACCACCACUACCACCACUACAGACUAUGAAGAUAGCACCAUUGAAGCCAGUAGCCUAACAGACCUCCUGACCAACACAAGUAGGGCCCAGGACUACACGACAGACACCACCACCACUACCACCACUACAGACUAUGACGACAACUCUUACAAUAAUCCAUACGACUUCCUGGGUAAUGUAACUGGUGCCCUAAACUUCACACUCUCGGAUAUGGAUUCAGAGGAAGAGGAAGUCGCAAUGAUCCAAUUUGUGACGUACGAGGUCCUCCUGCCGAUGGUGAUAGUGACCGGAGUAUUGAUCACCACCAUUGGCCUCAUUAUACUCAGCAAACCCAAGCUCAGGGUCAGACCUGUGAAUAAGUAUUACAUGCUGCUCCUGGGGACAGAUGUGGCAGUGUUGCUAGUCAGUCUCUCCAGGGUCAUCACCGUCAACGGCUGCCGCCUCUACUCCUACGGCGUGGCUUUCUACUUCGCUCACUUCUUCUUCAGCAUCUUCUCCAUGUUCCAGUCCUUCACCCUCUUCAUCAUCCUGUGGAUCUCCUACGACAGGUAUCUCGCCCUCUGGAACUUCAAGAGGUUCCAAGAGGUUCAGAGUCGUCGAGUGUUUAGGAUUCGUCUCUGUUUUACCAUUGUGGUGUGUGUCUGCAGCCACCUGAAGCACCUACUGACGGGGGAGGUGAUGUGUUCUACCGACGGUGCAGGAGGGAGCGAGGUCUUGGGUAACGCCGGGGUCUCGGUUAACUACAGCGACCACCAAGACAGCAAAGAGUUCCUGGAGCCGACUUGUGAGAACGGGUCUUGGAUACUCAAAGAUGAAGUCCACAACCUUGACCGUAACAACCCGUGGGAGGUGUUACCGUGGGUGGCAAGGGGCCUGGCGUCCCUCAUCAUCCCCAUCAUAUUAGUCGUGGUGUUCAACGGAGGGAUCGUGGCCGGGUUAAUCCAGCGCCGUCUAAACAACUCGGCGGCGACCCCGAGAACCCGAGGCCGAGCGUACUCCAGCAUCUACAUCACCCUGGCCAUCUCCACCACCUUCUUCGUGUGUACCAUGCCCAUCACCAUCUACAUCGUCUUUUAUGCCGAGACCGAAGACUGCCGAGGCACUUACUCCGUCGAGGUCUUCCGUGCCGUGGCCAACCUACUCAUGGUAAUCCGACACCUCACUCACUCUCUGAUCUUCUCCUUCAGCGAAAACUUCAGGAUCGAAUUGGGGAUAUUCCUCACGGGUGCACGGCGGAAGAUCGUCUCCGCCUUCGGGAGGAGAUCCACCCACGGCCGUAGACUAUCCCAAAAGACACCCAACUCCUCCCGCCCCCUCACAGCGCCCUCCUCCCGGCUCCUCCCUAAGGUAUUCGUCGUUUCUCUCCCCGACAACACGGACGAACGGACCACCAGCGACCGUACCGACAGCUCCGCCCUCUCCAGCACCCCUCCACGGCUCACCACCUUCUCAGAGACCGUCCCCCUCUCCCCCACCAGACGCCUCCCUAACCACCUGGACGACUUUAACCAUUCCUCCCGUCCCUCUGUCAUUACCCUUGAUGAAGAAAUCUGAGGAUAGAAGCUUCUGUUCCUAUCUAUCUCUCUCUCUAUCUAUCCAAUUAUCUAUAUUUAUCUUUAUCUAUCUAUCUAUAUAUCUAUCUUUAUCAACUGCACUAUCUUUAUCUUCAUCUAUCUAUCUUUCUAUCAACUGUAUCCAUUAAUUUAUGUAUCUAUCUAUCUAUCAUCUAUCAAUCUAUUUAACCAUCAAUAUAAGUGUUUAAAUUAAAAUAGAAUCUAAUAUAUACAGACCAUUAUAAUACAGCUUCUCCCAGACUUACGACGGGGUUAGGGACCAAAAUCCAGGUCGUAGGUCGAGUAGGUCGUAAGUCGGGGAGUCGCUGUAUACUGUACUAUAUGUUAUUAUACUAUAUGAAAUUAUUAUAAGGAGACAUUCUAAUAAUAUAUGUAUAUAAUAUAUUUCAUUAGAAUGUUUAAGAAUCUAAUAUAUUAAUUCUUUAUUUAGUGAAAACUCCAUAUAGCGGACUUCUCUCUAUAUAGUUAGUUAGAUGGAGGUUUCACAUCUAACGAACCCUCGAUAUAAUGGACUUUCAUCUCUAUAUAGUUCGUUAAAUGGGGGUUUCACAUCUAACAGAUCCUCGAUAUAAUGGACUUUCAUCUCUAUAUAGUUCAUUAGAUGGAGGUUUCACAUCUAACGAACCCUCGAUAUAACGUUCUUUCAUUUCCACAGUCCUUUAAAUAGAGGUUUUACUGUACAUCUAAACACAUAUACUGUAUAAACAUUAAAACAUAUAAAUUAAUUCUUCAUAAAUGUCUAUAUAUAACUCGAACCUAACCUAACCUAACCAAACCUACCCUAACCUAACCAAACCAAACCUAACCUAACCUAACCUACCCUACCCUAACCUAACCAACUUGCAACAUGUACAAUAAAUUAUUAUGGCAUUUUAUAUUCUUUAAACACAUCCAAAAUUAUUUGAAAAAGUUGCAAUAACCAGAAUUUGUUUAUUAAAUGUAUAAGAUUAUAUUGUAACACCGUAUAUAUUUUAUAAUUAUUCUCUCUCUCUUUCUCUCACUCUCUCUUUGUCUCUCUCUCACACAAUUUCUUUAUUUCUCUGUAUGUAUGUCUCUCUCUCUCUCUCUCUCUCUCUUUUUAGCUCUCUCUUUCUCUGUCUUUCACUGUCUGUCUCUCUCUAUGCCUCUGUCUGUCUGUCUGUCUCUCUCUCUAUGCCUCUGUCUGUCUGUCUUUCACCAAGUUCCUUCUGAAUGUCUUCAUUUAUACACCAAAACUUCCUGUUAACUUUUAGUGAAUGUGUGUAUGUCAGUGUGUAUAUAUUUACCUAAAAAUAUAUUUAAUAAUGAA